AUGGAAAAUAGCGGCAUAGCGGGACAGGGACGUAUAAGUCCUGUGACGGUUCCAGCGUUUAUUCCCGUUCUGGAUGAUGGUGUUACUUGGAAGAAGAUUUUUGUCGUGGCUAUUCUGCUAGCAGUGAACUUGUUGAACUAUAUGGACCGUUUCACGAUAGCCGGAUUGCUAGGAAGGCUCCAGGAUUACUUCCUCCUGAACGAUAAAGAAGCAGGAAUGCUGCAGACAGUUUUCAUUGUCUUCUUCAUGCUGUUUGCUCCUAUAUGUGGAUAUUUUGGCGAUCGAUAUAAUCGAAAGUUUAUUAUUAUAGCUGGUCUUAUAGUAUGGAUAAGCGGCGUAAUGCUGUCGACAUUUGUUGGACGUGAUCAUUUCUUUGUGUUUCUCUUUCUACGAGGAGUUGUUGGUAUUGGUGAAGCUACAUAUUCGACAGUAGCUCCUACCAUAAUCGGCGAUCUCUUCUAUGGUCCCAUGAGAAGUAUUGCACUGAUGGUGUUUUAUUUUGCCAUACCCGUUGGCAGUGGGCUAAGGAUUAUCGGUGGCUCAUCCAUCGCCUUGUGGACUGGUAGCUGGCAAUGGGGUGUCAGGUUUACCCCUUUGAUCGGCGUGCUGUUCUCUUAUCUUUAUCGUUUUUGGCUGGAAGAGCCAAAACGUGGGCAGGCAGAACACGCCCAGAUUGAACCGAGCACGUUGUUGCAGGACCUGAAGUACCUGAUUAGUAAGAACAUAUGUUUUGACGACGUUUGGAUUACAAGCGUCGUCUUUUGCGUUGGUGCUGCAAGUUGGUGGACACCACAGUUAAUGACUUACGCGUAUGGCAUUCAACACGGUAUUGAUGAUGUCCCAAAGGAUGAAGUGGCGCAUCUUUCGGUAAUAUUCGGAGCGAUUACAUGUUGUGCUGGAAUCGUCGGAAUAAUUGCUGGAUCUACGAUAGCUCAGGCCGUGGCGAUACGAGAAACUGGUGCUUUCGAGCUUCGCACCGCGCUGAUGCGUUCGUUUGUGCGGCUGGAUCCUUUCUCGCAGCUCCGUUACUGUUCACUGCUCUAA
This is a messenger RNA of Ostertagia ostertagi, 1044 nucleotides long. NCBI's taxonomy places the organism in Eukaryota, Metazoa, Nematoda, Chromadorea, Rhabditida, Trichostrongylidae. The record is from the annotation of a GenBank genome assembly.